AUGCCGGUCGAUACGUCGACGUGGAAAUUGCCGCAGGUUGGAUUAGCAGAUCCACUGUUCCAUGUCCCAAAAAAAAUUUACCUCGACAUCGGAAGUGAUGCCUUCUGGGAACUUCACACCGGUAGGAAGAUCUCGCUCGGUAACGGGGUUUCAUUAGUAAUCGAAACGCCAUUCGGAUGGGCGGUGUCUGGUUCCGCGUCCAAUGGAUCUACCUGCAUUCCCCGGGUCUGCAAUCUCUCCAUUACCAAUAAAGAUUUGGAAGUCGCAUUUAAGUUUUGGGAGUUAGAAGCGAUUUCCACUGGUCCCGCACACUCUCCCAAAGAGUUGUACAGUAGUACAGUCAAACGUGAUUUGACUGGAAGAUACGUCGCACGUCUUCCUCGCGCCGAAGAUCCAGAAGUCUUCCUGGGGUCCUCCAGAGCCAACGCAGAGUGCCGUUUUCAUAGCCUGGAGCGCCGUUUGCAACGAGAUCCUGCAAUCAAGAAAUCGUAUCAUCGCUUCUGUUAUCUCCCACAUCAUACCGUUUUCAAAGAGUUGAGCACCACAACGAAGGUCCUGCAAGACGGCGUCAGGAUAUUCGCUGAACUACAAGCUUUUGGUCGGGCCCGUAGUUCAGCACGAUCUACUCUCAAUCGUGAUGAGAUUUCGGACACAUCACAUCGCUCUAGUUGCGGACAUCGAGAAGAUUUACCGGAAAGUAUUCCUGCAUCCUGA
Molecule: messenger RNA, 714 nt
Organism: Topomyia yanbarensis
Lineage: Eukaryota; Metazoa; Arthropoda; Insecta; Diptera; Culicidae
Exons: 2
Coding region: 1-714 (237 amino acids)
Source: RefSeq, a predicted model, not a curated record